AUGGAAAAUACUUUAGAGAGCAUCACAAGCUUCAUUAACAACCCAGACCAUCAUGACAUACUUGCAAUUAUUAAGGGUUUUCGCAAUGGAGCAGUUUAUGGAGCUAAAAUUAGAUUUCCUCAUGCUCUUGUUAUGACUUUUUUAUUUCGAACUGGAAGUUUUAAGGAAAAGUUGAACAUUAUUAUAGAUGCGACGAAGUCGCACUCUAAGAACUUGGC
This is a messenger RNA of Acaulospora morrowiae, 218 nucleotides long. Lineage: Eukaryota; Fungi; Glomeromycota; Glomeromycetes; Diversisporales; Acaulosporaceae. The record is from the annotation of a GenBank genome assembly.